AUGACCUCGACCAAGUUCCCUUCGGAGCGAGGCAGAGAAGAUCCAAUUCAUAAGCCAGCAAUCGACACCUCGAUCGAGCCGUCCAAGUCUGCGGCCUUCAUCUUCGUGCACGGUUUAGCUGACGGUGGCUCAGCACUUGAAAACAUUGGCGAUCAGUUCCAGCAAGGCGGCAAGCUAACGUGGCUACACUGGAUCUUCCCAAGUGCCAAGCAUAAUCCGACUCAGAUGGAUACAGCUUGGUACAUACAACACUCACUGUCUCCCAUCGCAUUCUCCCGGCCCGCACUCGCCCCCGACGAGGAUGAGUAUGGCAUGUUUGAGACGAUCAGAUACCUCGAAUCUCUAAUCGAUGCUUGCGUUGAAGGUGGCAUUCCUGCCAAUCGUAUUGUGCUCGGCGGUUUCUCACAAGGCAUGGCUAUGAGCCUACUGCUACAUCUUACCUCGAUCAAGUAUAGCGGCAAGUUGGCUGGCAUCGUCGCCCUGCUUGGGUAUCUGCCCCUGUCCGAUGGAAGGAAUCGCAUAGAGGAGCUCCGGAGGGCAGCUGGGUUCCCGGCCAAGAGAUCGGACGGCACGCCGGUCUUCAUGGGAAGGGGCAUGAAGGACUCCUUGGUGCCUAAACACAUAUGGAACAACUCCGUGCAGACACUGAGAGAUCUGGGUGCCAGCGAGCAAGAUUUCGAAAUGCAUGAGUACGAAGGCUUGGCACACAGCAUCAAUGGUGCGUUGCUUCGAGAUCUGUGUGCCUGGCUGGAGAAAGUCGUACCGCCUGCUGAGUAG
Fulvia fulva is the source of this 777-nucleotide messenger RNA. RefSeq names its product Acyl-protein thioesterase 1. The transcript has 2 exons. Gene Ontology annotation, cellular component: cytoplasm. Lineage: Eukaryota; Fungi; Ascomycota; Dothideomycetes; Mycosphaerellales; Mycosphaerellaceae. The record is from RefSeq and is a predicted model, not a curated record. Gene Ontology annotation, biological process: protein depalmitoylation. Gene Ontology annotation, molecular function: carboxylic ester hydrolase activity; palmitoyl-(protein) hydrolase activity. Bases 1 to 777 code for a protein of 258 amino acids.